Molecule: messenger RNA, 2727 nt
Organism: Ilex paraguariensis (yerba mate)
Lineage: Eukaryota; Viridiplantae; Streptophyta; Magnoliopsida; Aquifoliales; Aquifoliaceae
Source: the annotation of a GenBank genome assembly
AUGCAGGUGUUUACUCAGAAUUUGCUCACUAGUAGUGUGAAGCGUGGUUGUAUACAGUGUAGUACAGGCAAGUUUUUAGUAUUAUUAAUGAUUGGUGGUUUAGCAUAUCUUGUGCUAACUCAUACAAGUCCCGUCUAUUCUUCUUCUGAUGGUCACGUGAAAGAUGUUGUGUCCAAGGAAGGGGAUGGAGUCACCUUGAAUGGUACCAGUAGAUUUGGAAGAUUUUUGAGAAGACCGCCAAAGCUCCCUCCUCAACUAUCACCAGAUGAAAUACUUAGUAGAGAGAGAUCUUUUCAUAAGCAGGAGAAGAAAAAAGCAGGAUCUGAAUGGACAGCUAGGCAGCAAAGUGUCAAGAAGGCAUUUAUCCAUGCAUGGUCUGGCUAUAAACAUUACGCAAUGGGUUAUGAUGAACUUAUGCCACUGAGCCGGAAAGGAAUUGAUGGUUUAGGAGGUCUAGGUGCUACUGUUGUUGAUGCUUUAGACACAGCCAUGAUAAUGGAUCUUGAUGAUAUUGUGUUUGAAGCAGGUUCGUGGAUUGAAACAAACCUUCCAGAUAGGCUUAAUCAGAGAGGCCAAGUUAACUUAUUUGAAACUACCAUUCGUGUUCUGGGUGGUCUUCUGAGUGCUUAUCAUUUGAGUGGCGGAGAACAAGGGGAAAAUCCAAUUCACAAGGGACCUAAACCAAUUGUCUAUUUAGAGAAUGCUAGGAACUUGGCUGAUCGUCUGCUAACUGCAUUUACAUCAAGUCCGACUGCUAUUCCCUUCAGCGACGUCAUUCUACGCGAUCACUCAGCACAUCCUGCUCCUGAUGGACUGAGCAGCACUUCAGAAGUUUCCAGUUUACAGCUUGAGUUCAAUUAUCUCAGUUCUCUUACUGGCGAUCCAAAAUACACUUUGGAAGCCAUGAAGGUUUUGGAACAUAUGAAGACUCUCCCAAAAGUUGAGGGACUGGUUCCUAUUUAUGUAAGCCCUAGCUCAGGUCAGUUUAAUGGAGAAAAUAUUAGACUGGGAUCUCGUGGGGACAGCUAUUAUGAGUACCUUCUUAAAGUGUGGCUUCAACAUCGGGAAAGUAAUUGGACAUAUUUGUAUGAUAUGUAUGAAGAAGCAAUGAAGGGUGUCAGGCACCUUCUUGUUCGAAAAUCUAUCCCGAAUGAAUUGGUUUUCGUGGGAGAAUUGCCUUUUGGGCCUAAUGGUGCUUUUAGUCCCAAAAUGGAUCACCUGGUGUGUUUCCUACCUGGUACUCUUGCGCUUGGUGCCACCAAAGGCCUUACAAAGGAAAAGGCUAUGAAAGGCAACUUGCUAAAGUUUGAAGACAUAGAAAAUCUGAAGCUUGCAGAAGAUCUCGCUAAGACUUGUUUUGAGAUGUAUUCUGUAACUUCCACAGGCCUUGCUCCAGAAAUUGCUCAUUUCAAUGUGGAGGGAAACUCUGAAGAGGGCCUUGAUGGUGGAAACAAGAGUUCAAAAUAUGUGAAUGACAUAAUUAUCAAACAUGCUGAUCGUCACAAUCUCUUGCGUCCUGAAACUGUUGAAUCACUGUUCAUAUUGUAUCGUAUCACAGAAGAUCCAAAAUAUCGUGAAUGGGGUUGGGAGAUCUUUGAGGCAUUUGAGAAAUAUACAAAGGUUGAUUCUGGAGGUUACACUUCUCUAGAGGAUGUCACCAUGCUUCCUCCACAAAAGAGAGACAAGAUGGAGACCUUUUUCUUGGGUGAAACCCUGAAGUAUUUAUACUUGCUGUUUGGCGACAGCAACCUUAUUCCAUUGGAUCAGUUUGUUUUUAACACAGAAGCUCAUCCUAUUCCAAUUAAAGGCAGUACUAAGAGAGAGUGACAUUUUGACUGCAGCAGAAGCAGUUUUACGAGUUAAAGCAUUUAGGAACUCUGAAUUCCAUUGUUGCAACUGGAAGUAAUAGACGCCUGGCUAUGAUGUUGGCAGAUUUUAGAGGUGGCUCUCUACUUGAUUGCUUUCUUCUCCAAUGCAUCAGUGGCUUGGCCGACACCCGUUUUGUCACACUGGGAGAACCCAACGGAGAGAGAAUUUUUUGGAAGUCCUUAUUUUUUAGGCCCAUUAGAUCAGUGCAAUUUUACGAGAUGUUUACCCCCCUCCAUAGCUAUAGAAUCGAGCAAUUAGUGGAGCUUUUCCUGCUGUAAUGAUUUAAGGGUAAUCAGUAAUAGACUUUUUUAGCCCCCCCCCCCCCCCCCCCAAAUAUUACCCAUCUGGAGAGAAUUUAAAUUAUUAGCCAACUUUGUCAGAAUCUGUAACUAUAUACAGUUGCUUAAGCUUCAAGCUCUCUGCAUGUGUGCAGUAUAGCAUUUCAAUAAUCAUUUCGUUACAUUACAAUCUCUAAUUUCACCCUCAUUUGCAAGAAGAAACAGAUGGUCCCCAUCUCGAAUGACACUUAUGUCAUCUAUUUCUGCAUUCUCCGAAUUCACUACUUUUGUAAAAUUGUAGCCCCCAAACUUUUGACCUGCAGUUCCAUAAGAAGCAAGUAACAAGUAGGUAAAGCAUCAAGAAAUAAACAUGCUAUCACUGGAACAGUGUAGCCUCUUAAUUUCAAGGUUUGAUCUUUGUUUGUAUGUUGGCUUUUCGUUUUCAUUUGCACUUGAAUUUAUCUCCGAGUCGCUAAAACUAAUAAAUUUGUAAGUCUAAAUUUCAGGUGCAUAUUCAAGUUGCUGAUAUGUUGAGCGAAUCUUACCUGCAACCAUCAACAGUUCUUCAAGUGAAUCAGGU